Molecule: messenger RNA, 2031 nt
Organism: Pochonia chlamydosporia 170
Lineage: Eukaryota; Fungi; Ascomycota; Sordariomycetes; Hypocreales; Clavicipitaceae
Product: heterokaryon incompatibility protein (HET) domain-containing protein
Exons: 1
Coding region: 1-2031 (676 amino acids)
Source: RefSeq, a predicted model, not a curated record
AUGUUAACGUACAAAAAGCUUGAUACCUCAAAAGAUCAGAUACGAUUAAUUCGUUUCUUGCGGAAUGGAAAUACUCCUCUUGAAUUCUCCUUAGAAACCGUCUCCAAGGAUGACAAGAUUGAGUAUUACUGCCUAUCCUACACGUGGGGAGACUCAACGACAACAUGGCCCAUUAUUGUCGAUGAUGCCAGAGUUUCCGUUACUGAGAAUCUCGGGAUGGCCCUGCAGAGAAUAAAUGACGAAGAAUGUGUCCAUCUGCUCUGGGUAGACGCACUUUGUAUCAACCAGCAGGAUAACAUCGAGAAGCGGCAGCAACUACCCUUAAUGGGAGGGAUCUACAGUAACGCUUUGGCCGUGUUUGCAUGGAUUGGCGCUGAAACUGCUUCGUCAGGAGAUGUUAUAGAAGAAAUCGUCAGAGUUGGAGAUAUUUUCGUCAUGGACCUGUUGCGAGGCAUCUUAUCCCCGGCAUCCGAGGUUGAGGUUGCCAUGGCGGCGCCAAUGCUCAAGUCACAUAGCUUCUUGGUACGCACUUUGCUUCCACUAGCAGGUGGCAUCGUCGGCCGAUGGGUGCCACGGCCGUUUGAGAAGAUUGGAUGGACGUCUCCAGAUAAACUUCCAACUGUUGAAGCAUUCACUGAGUUCUUUUCCCGCCCUUACUGGAAGAGAACAUGGGUUGUGCAAGAGUUAGCGACAGCACGUGAAGUAUAUAUGCUCUGUGGAUGCAAAAGAGAACCACUAUGGACACUACUCGCCUGGGUUUACCACAUGGUACUUAUAGCAGCUUUGGGAGUCACUGAAGAAAUGGGCAUAUUUGAAUGGCUCCUUUCCGUUGCGACUUCAGGUCUGAAGGCUCUUGAAUUUUUGCGUGCAAUCUCUGUACACGACCCGAGAAAGGGUUUGGAGAUUCUGGACCUUAUCCAGGAAUGUGGUCAAAUGGAGGUGUCUGUUCCCCAGGACCGAGUUUUUGCCCUGUUGGGACUUGUGACAGAUGACGCCAAAGUUGGGGUAGAGGUUGACUAUUCCGUCCCUCUCCAGGUACACUUGGAAAGAGUUACAAAAAAUUUCUUUUUGCGUCGCGGUAUUAAGCUUGGCUGGUUGAAUACUAGCCGGCACCCAUGGGCAUCUGGCAGUCCAACUUGGGUUGCUCUGCCGUCAACCAAUGUAGGGAACGAUUUCUCAAGGAUGAAGGCUCUUUUUUACCGUAAAGAAACUGGUAGGUCAUUGACGCAAAGUGAAAGUACGGCGAGCAGCUUUCAGGCUCAUGGGAAUACGCUACCCACUGUAUCUCGAGCUGCUUUCCCUGCUCCGGGAGUUUUCAGAGCAGCGUGCUAUUCGAUCGGAGAAUUCGCUCGUAGCGAGCCUUUACUUCGAUUCAGAGAUGGCGCGGAAAUAAAAAGAGCAGUUCGUCAAGUCUUGGGCGCGGCAUCUCUCAUGGAUGUGAGCCCUUUCCUAGGGGCGGCGUUUAUGUUGAAAAACCUGAAUUCCUUUGUCAACUCUGCCAACCUAGUCACCAACUCAGCUUGGGUUGCUAACGAUCAGCACGACUAUCCUCUAUGGUGGCUCUUGAUCCGACAUGCCAAGCCAUGUCCUGAUGAUCCCGGGAGCACUCUCCAAACCGCCAUGUGGCAGACCGGCUUCCAAAAGCUACAGAAAUAUUUGGAUGACAGAGUCGAGGGCGGAAUAAUUCCAAAAACUGGUCCUACGGAUGACAUGACGUGGCAGCAGCUGGCUGAGCUGUCUCAGGAGGAAUCCUUGUACGCAAGAUGUGCCACAUGGUCGUUUUUUGUAUACGACAAUAUAUCAAUGUCGGUAUUCCGGACCUCUAAUGGGUAUCUCGGAAUUUAUAAAGGAGUCAUGGAAACAGGGGAUCGCCUGAUCAUCCUUCCAGGAGUGAAUUUACCCCAUGUUGUGCGACCUAUCGGGCCGGAUCGCUACACUAUACUGGCAGAAGCGUAUGUCCUUGGGAUUAUGCAUGGCGAGUUCUUUGAUACUAUUCCCACGCCUGAACCCACGUGGAUGGAAUUCCAUUGA